Messenger RNA from Mya arenaria, 1921 nucleotides. RefSeq lists its product as uncharacterized. The record is from RefSeq and is a predicted model, not a curated record. The transcript has 3 exons. NCBI's taxonomy places the organism in Eukaryota, Metazoa, Mollusca, Bivalvia, Myida, Myidae. Bases 502 to 861 code for a protein of 119 amino acids.
UAACAAGUUUAACACAAACACUGUAUCAUGUUCUUUAUUUCAAAUAAAUCUAUAAAUAUUUAGUCUGAUCUCCAUUUUUCAGAAAAUGUAGCUGUCUUAAGUGCCUAUUCCAUCAAUGAGUAUCACUGUCUUUAAAUUGCUGUUGCAGUACAGUUUAAAUAGCAAAAGUUUUAUGGCCCUGCUUGUUUGCAACUCCUCAAUUCAUUUUUGUACAGCGAGAAAAGUAAGGGAAUUCUAGAGGUUUACUAGAAUUAUGGAUUGUUUUUCUUGAGUUACACAGUACAUAAGGAGGAAUUAGUGUGUACACAACUCCUCAUUUUAUUCCUGUUUAUGAUUUAUAUAUGUAACAUAGAUGUGUACAAGACUUUCGGUACUUUAGAAACAUGACAUAAAAGAGCUCACUUUGAUAAAUUUUCUCAAAAAAGAUAUCUUUACUGUUAAAGUAAGAACUUUUGCUGCAUAGUAAGUAAUGUCUUCUGCUCAUCUUUAUGACAUCAUGGAAUGAUGUCAACUUCCCAAGACACAUUUCCACAUGGCGCAGCUCAUUUAUAUAUAUUGCUGAUGGAUUGUUUAGAAUGGGACAGUUUUAAUUGGACAAAAUGUUUUAAUCGCCAUUUUACAGAGUGCCAGCCAGUCAUUGCUGUUCUUUGCAUUGCUGAGGAGGACAGUCCUGCCAACAUAACAGUUUGUUCAAUAACAGGAGACAAACAGAAACACAGAGGUGCUAUACAUUCCGAUGGAAAAGACAACAAAAGCAUCUUCCAUCAUUUUGGCGUGGCUCAGAUCAAGAGGAGAAUUUUAAGAAAGGUGAUAGUUGGGCACACACAAGAAGACAUAGAUCACAGGUGUCCAGGCAUAUGAGUAGACAGGAGUUUCACACUCUGCUAAACUUACUUCAUCAGAGGAGCAGAAAGCUUCUCAAGAUCCCGCACUGCACACUAAGAAAUAGUCUUUGACUACAACAAAGGGAUGAAAGUACAGAGAGGUCCAAUUGAAAUCAAUUCUGUGCUGCGUCAUUUCUUCAUUCUGGAAGUUGAUGGACAUGAUUUAUCAUGGCAUCAAGUGUGCAGUUUGUCGACUAUCAGCAGUCUUGUUCACCAGCUGUGCAACUUGAGCUGGUAGCUUUAUUGCUUGAAGCCACUGCAUAAGAGGGGGAAGGUGCAGGCUCAUCAAAAAGUCUCAAAAGUUGAAACUAGGAAAAGAAAUUUGUCAAGAGUGUGAAUCUAUUUGCUUUGAAAACAAUCGUUACAAUGAUUUGGUUUCCUUUGAAACUUGAUACAUACUAUGUGUACGUUGAAUGAAUUGAGAUGCUGAAAUAAAGAACCACUAUUCAAAUAUCAGGAAACUGCAUUUUUCAUACUAAAGGGUAAAUGAUGUUGCCAUUUCCUGUAGGUAUUUAAAUAAGAUAUGUUUCCACAAUUAAUAUUUUUAGGGAAUUUUUCUCAACCUAAUGAAUGAGAUUAAAUUGUUCAACGUUAUAUGAGCUUAAUAUGUGUUUUCUGUUUCUUUAAAAUUUGUGAAAAAUUGUCAGAAGAUAAUUAGACCAGUAUCCAUUACUGCAAUUUUACAAUCAAAUAUACAGGGACAAGCCCACUGGGAAUAUAAUAUAAUUAAAUCCUGUUUAGGGGCAUGAGGCAAACAGAGUUACUUUCAAACGUUAAAGCUGCACUCUCACAUUUUGGACAUUUUGACAACUUCUCUCAUUUUAUGUCUUGGAUUGGAACCAUCCAAUUUUUGCGAAAAAUUAAAUUGCAGAUUUUUCUAUUUAAUAUACGGGUAUAUGCAAAAAGCUACAGAAACAUGCUCAGUCGCAAAAAGUUUAAACAUAAACCCAGUUUAGUGGCAAUGGGCAACGCCAAAGACAUAGAACACAAAUUCACAGACAAGAAACAUGGAACAGCACACAACUCUACAAACAGCA